AUGUCGUCUGGUUCUCGAUCUCGUUCUUUGAAUCGGGUUCGUGAUUCUAACACUACUACUACGUCACGUCGUCGGUCAGCAGUGGCCCAUAAGAAGCCGAGUAUACAGAAAACUGUUCCAAUAAUGACGUUUCCAACGGUGGUUCAGCAACAGGAUCCUUUCGCUAAGUUAGAUCCUUACGUUCUAUCCAUCUUCAAUAGAAUUUUCUCAGGAAGUUUCAUCAAUAUGCCUAAACCACUGAGUAAACUAGUUCGUGUCUUCACAAGCUCUACUUUCACAGAUACGACAAUCGAGAGAAAUGCUCUAAUGGAGGAAGUAUACCCAAAGCUGAAAGAGUAUUGCCGAGAAACGUAUGGCCUUGACUUCCAGGUCGUAGAUAUGAGGUGGGGAAUCCGAGACGAAGCUACCGAUGAUCAUAUGACAACCAAACUCUGCAUUAAUGAGAUUGCUAACUGUCAACGGUUAUCUGUUGGAGCAAACUUUGUGUAUGGUUACCGACCUAUACCUGCAGAGAUAUUGGGUACGGAAAUGAGAUUAUUAUUGGAUAUAUCCAAAGAGGACAAUGAAGAUGUUUCCCUCUUAGAAACGUGGUAUAUCGAAGAUCAAAAUGCUGUGCCUUCCCUUUUUGUAUUGCAAGCCAUUAGCAGCAUCCUUAUCAAUUUCAAUAACAAGAGAAUGCCCAAACUGCAAGAAGAAGAUGCACAGAAAUGGUGGGAGAUUGAAGAAAAGGUACAGCUUUUACUAAGAAAAGCAGCCAGACGAGGAUAUGAGAAGGGACUGAUAGAACAUGAAAACAUGCAUAACUACUUUAUGUCUGUAACAGAAAGAGAAGUCAUUCAUGGAAUUUUGAAAGCUAAGAAUCCCAACGAGCAUUGUCUCUGUUACAUUCGUCAUAUCAACAACAUUUCCUUAACACAAAUCAAAACAGCCAGCAAGUUUGUUGAUAUAACACACAAUCAUAUUAACACCGAGGCUCAAAAGCUGUUAGCCAAUUUACGUGAUGAACGAGUUCCAUCAGUUUUGAGUUCUGAACGAAUCCGAAGAUCCACUGUUGAAUGGUUUGGACGAGAUGGGCUGGAUUCUAACUACCAUUCGAGUUAUAUUAAGAAUUUCUGCACAGAUUUUUAUAAGAGUAUUACAUACAUGGUUGAUACUGCAAUGGAGAAACAUGCCAAGUUCCGUGAUCCUAUGUACACUGAAGUUCUGCAACACUUGAGCAACGCUUCAUAUGUCAGCGAGAUGUUUUUUGGGCGCGACGAAGAACUAAGUACAAUCCGUGCCUAUGUAACCUCCUCCAAUAAUCAACCUCUCAUUCUACAUGGAGAAAAUGGAUGUGGAAAAACUUCUUUGUUGGCUAAAUCUGCCACAUUGUUCAGGAAAUGGCUUCUGGAUAAUGAUAACACGGUUAUCAUCAUCCGAUUUCUAGGAACUACUCCAGAUAGUUCCAAUAUAACACAGUUACUCACUAGUGUCUGCAAUCAAAUAGCUUAUAACUAUGAUCGGAGCCAGCUGUUCAGCGCACCAACAGAGUUAUCAAAACUGUUCCAGCAUUUCAAACGAAUUAUGUCUCUUGCUAGAGAACAAUCUCCAUUGGUCAUUCUUUUUGACAGUAUCGAUUUACUAUCGAAUGUGGAUGCUGCUCAUGAAUUAUUAUGGCUCCCCUCAGUGUUACCCAAAAACGUAAAGUUCAUUGCUUCAAUUACAAGCUCGUCUGCUGACAUAAUGUACAAGAUGCAAAGGUUAAUAGAAAAUAAAUCUCAGUAUCUUCAAGUUCACAAUCUCAGUACCGAGUUGGCUUUCAAAGUGAUUAAAGAAUGGCUCAAAAAAGACAAUAGAACCAUUUCUGAAAAACAAUGGAGUAUCGUUCAAAAAGCCGUUGAGAAGUCUACUCUACCUCUGUUCAUCAAACUGAUAUAUGCUACUGUUACAAGAUGGAAAUCUUAUUCACGUGUGCAAGACACCGUUCUCUCUCUGUCAGUUCAAGAUAGCAUUCAUGCUCUGUUCCAGCGUACAGAAAAUCAGCAUGGUAAACUGUUGGUUGCUCACGCUCUGUCUUACAUUACUGCAGCACGAUCAGGAAUAUCUGAUUCAGAAGUUGAAGAUCUGAUAUCCCUUGAUGACAAAGUGUUGGAUGAUAUAUACCAGUACCAUUUACCACCAAUCCGAAGAAUACCACCUCUACUAUGGAGCAGAAUUCGUGCAGAUCUUGCAGAUUAUCUUACUGAACGCUCUGCUAAUGGUGGAGUAAUCGUUUUGAACUGGUAUCAUGCUCAGUUCCGCGCUGCAGCAGUAGAAAGAUAUUUCAAAAACCUUAAUCAUCUUGAAUUAUGCCAUUCGUACAUGGCCGAGUACUUUUUAGGUGUUUGGGGUGGUAUACCAAAGCCAUAUCAGUACACAGAAAUUCAAAAACAGAGAUUCGGCGUCACUGAAAAUGAAGGCUUAGCAGAUCGUAAAGUACCUAAACAACCUAAUGUUUUCUAUUCUAAAGACGGUAGUCAUCGCUACAACACAAGAAAGCUUAAUGAACUUCCAUAUCACCUUCUACGAGCAGGCCGAAUCGAGGAACUAUUGAAUUUAUGUUUAUUCAAUUAUGAUUUUCUCCAAGCUAAGUUGUGUUGCUUCCCUUUGGCUUCAGUUGUUUCUGAUUAUGAAGAUGCUAUACUACGAAUCAAGGAAAAAGAAGUUGUUCGUCAAUUGCACUUAUUGGUCGACGCUCUCAAGCUAUCUUCUAGUAUCAUAAGCCGAGAUGUUUACAUGCUUGCCUUUGAAUUUCUUGGGAGAUUGCUUCCUUUGGUGCCUAACAACCCGCUUGUCAAAAGUCUUCUUGUGCAAUGUGAUGAGCAAUCUUAUGCUUAUAACGCCUUUUUACCUGUGAACCACUGCUUCCACUCUCCCGGAGGACCUCUGAAGUAUUCUCUAGAAGAGCACAUGUUCGCUGUUUUUGGAAUGAAGUUGACGUCAGACCGAAAGCUUCUAGUUACUUCUUCCAACCGAAUCAUUGUUUGGGAUAUAACCACAGGUGAUCUGACAAGAACUGUGAACCCGAAUGUCGAUGGAAUUUUCUUUGGACUCUCUAUCUCGUCAGAUGAUAAGUACGCUGUCUCCUAUACGAACAACAAUCAGAUAAUUGUCACUUCUCUUAUAACUGGAGAGUUUAUAAGUAUUGAGCCUUCUUCUAUGACGAAUCAGAUGGAAAUCCAGAAGAUUGAAUUCACUCAUGAUAAGAAUAUCAUCCUGUGGACUUCAACAGAGUACCUGAUAUAUUCAACUGAAGGAAAGUUGAUACAGGAAGGAACAUCGACUGAUGAUCAGAGAAAAAAAUUAGUGAACGUUUUCCAUUCCUCCAGUAUUCUACUUGUUCUGUCAUCUUCUGGAGAAAAGGAUGAAUGGAGUUUAUCCCUUAACGGAAAGAUCAAUGGGUCUGCUAUUGAGUGUCCAUUGUUUGAUGGAGCCAUUGCUUUCGAAAAUGAUCAGUUCAAUCAUGGUUACUCCUGCAUCAAAAACUUGACAGAUGGUCGGGUUACCUUCUCCUUUGUAAAGAUUGCUCGAGAACAAAACAGAUAUUUUGUAUCGGAAAUUGUGUUGGACAACAUGCAAGAUAGAAUAUAUUCUAUACAGAUAUUCAAACAGAUCAAAGCUGCUAUCGACAAAUCCAUUUGGGUGGUUGGUAUAACGAUCGAGAAGUUCUUACUUUAUAUGAGCAGCAGUGGUUCUCUUAUAGAACUCAGUCUUCCUCUGAACAUUCGUAAUAUCCCCAUUCGACCCAAUCAUUCUACAACAGUUAUUACAUUCGCCUCUAAUGAUACAAUUUUUGUAGCAGCUAUCCGUAAACAUUUAUAUUUUUAUGGAAUUGAAAGCAAACAGCUUCUAAGAGCGUUGGAUGCUCAUUUUGGCCGAGUUCUAAACUUGUUAUCUGUUGGAAAUGAGAAUAAUACUUUAAUAACAUCAUCUCUGGAUCAUACCAUCAAGAUAUGGAAUUUAGCUAAUAUCUUCGAAAAGUCUUACUCGAUAUCCUUCAUGGAACAAGGGAUCGAAAAGAUACAUGUAUCUCAGAAGAAUCCCCAUUUGGUUGCUGUUCAAACUAGAAAGUCUAUUGGUAUUUGGGAUAUAAGAAAUCAUCGAUACAUUACUUCAUUAGUCAGGAAUAUUCAUGGUUCUGUCAUAAGUGAUAGCCUUAUGUCAUCAGAUAACAGACAUGUUGUUACUAUUGAAAACGACUCCUUGCUCCUCUGGGAUUUGAGGACACAGUCUGUUAUCCAAUCAGCUGAAGUUUCAAACGUUUAUCAAAUUUUCCUGUUUUACAAAGAGCAAUACAUAGGGAUUCUGUCGAAGUUAGUUGACUUGAGCGAUCAGAAAACUGCUAGGUUCUCAUCUUACUCACUCGUUGACUUCUCCAUGUUCUAUUCAUUUGAUUUCCCUUGUAUACAUUUUCGUGAAGCAGUUGUCUUGAAGGAUGGAUUCACUGGAGUUUUUGUAACAAUGUUUAAAGGACAUGACCAUCUACUAGUGGCGAAUCUAGUGGAGAAAGUCCAUAUACACAAGUUCAGACCAAAAGCACCUAAGCGUCAAAAAGAUGUUACUAUUAGAAUGAUCAAAACAGUUCCACAUUUUAGUCAUCAACUCAUCGUGCUUGAAAGUGAUUGCAAAGGUGCUAUUUGGGAUGCACUUACAAGGAAGUUUGUUCGAUCUUUACCUGAGUUCAGCGGGAAUGUCUCAUCUGAUGGAAAGAUUGGAUUAUAUGCUCCUGUCAAAGGGGGUUUGUUCAUCAUCGACAUGAAAACAGGAGGAAUAAUAAGAACAUUGAUCGGUAAUGUUAUGGAAGGUGUGAAUGACGUUAUUGCCACUUUCAACCCCAGCGGCUGUUAUGUUUUGUAUUAUCACAGUGGACACAAAUCUCUAAGAGUUUUCCGAGUUUCGGAUGGUGCGCACAUAGGCACUUUAAGACCCCACUCGGCUAUAUCAACAUGGACGUUUGAUUCAUCUGGGUCGUAUCUUAUUAUAGGUGGACAGGAUGGCUCUCUUCUAAGUGUCGCCAUCUUGGAAACGGUUCAGAAAGAAGAUGUACUGAAAAAGCUAGCGCAGCUACCUUCUCGAAGGCAUUUAGCUGAACAUUUGCGGAUACCCUUUGUUGAACAAGUGUACGACGAUGUAUUCGACUUGCGAAAUCUUGGAGCGGUUACUGCUGCUAUUACACGAUUUAAAAGCCUAUUACACGGAGGAGCUAAACGGUCACAUGUCUGUUCUCUACAGUAG
Molecule: messenger RNA, 5253 nt
Organism: Auanema sp. JU1783
Lineage: Eukaryota; Metazoa; Nematoda; Chromadorea; Rhabditida; Rhabditidae
Source: the annotation of a GenBank genome assembly